Helianthus annuus (common sunflower) is the source of this 978-nucleotide messenger RNA. RefSeq lists its product as uncharacterized. The record is from RefSeq and is a predicted model, not a curated record. Gene Ontology annotation, molecular function: protein phosphatase regulator activity; protein phosphatase binding. The coding region runs from base 1 to 819 and encodes 272 amino acids. NCBI's taxonomy places the organism in Eukaryota, Viridiplantae, Streptophyta, Magnoliopsida, Asterales, Asteraceae. The transcript is spliced from 4 exons.
AUGGCGGCGGUGACUGGUGGCGGCGGUCGGUUGUGGGGGCAGCGAGUGGCGGUGGUGGCGGCGACAAUGGGCGGCGGUGACGGGGGUGGCAGCGGUCGUCGGUGGUGGUUGGUGACGUCAGAGGUGACGCUGGGUGGCGGUGGUUGGUGGUGGCAACGACGGUGGGUGGUGGCGGUGACGGGACUAGAUCAGAAACAUUAUCAUUUUUCACCAUUAAAACCCUUCUUCCUCUUCUCUGUGUUUUCUCCGGCGAACAAGACCCACUUCACCUCACCCUAUUUCACCUCCGAUUACCCCAUCAUUAAUCACCGCCGGCGACCACCUCUCCACUGUCAAACCUCUGUUUCUUUUACAUAUAAAACUCUUAUAUAUGCUGCAAAAGCACUUUGUGCUGUAACGAGAUAUGCUCCCCCAGUACUGGCUGCCAAAAUAUCCAGCCCAAGUUUUGUAACAAGAUUAUUUCGUCACGCUUUGGAGGACUCACGGCCAAAAUCAGUUUUAGUCCAUUCAUUGUCUGUGUGCAUAUCUUUAUUGGAUCCCAAGAGACAGACCUCAGGGACGUAUUACAUUUACAGCCGGCAAUCGACACCUGGAUCUGUAGUCACAGCAAAACCCGAGACUGUGGAAGGCAUGUUGGAGAGCCUAGGGAGUUUGUUAAAGCUCUUGGAGGUUUCGGCAGAAGAAAGUGUUUUGUUUACAACAUAUGGAAGCUGCAGCCACCACUUGGAAAAAAUCGGAGGUGAAAUAGGAGGUUUGACAGUGGAGAGGUGGUCGCCGGCGGUGAUUAAUGAUGGGGUAAUCGGAGGUGAAAUAGGGUGAGGUGAAGUGGGUCUUGUUCAUCGGAGAAAACACAGAGAAGAGGAAGAAGCGUUUUAAUGGUGAAAGAUGAUAAUGUUUUUGAUCUAGUCCAUGUGGUUUGCCCUUUUUAAGGAAAGGGUAAAUUGGUCAUUUCACACACACUUAACAGAGAAAACAAAC